GUCAGGCGUGCUGGUAUGCACGGUGGAUGGGGUAUUCCCAUAUCGCUGUAGACAUCCUGGUAACUCGCCAUUCGACACAAAGUCUUUUUUUCCCCCGAGGGAUAUAUAAAGCCGAGUGGACAGGGUGGAGUACGACACAUUAUCUGAGCACCUUGGCGAGUACUGAUCUUCAGCAGCGCUAAGGAGUCAUUCCGUUCGACAUGCAGACCUUUGUUGUUUUCUCCGCCGUUCUGGCUUGCACCUUUGCUUCGCCUCUGGUGAAGCUGGUGCCCGGUGCACCGAUCGGACUGGACGGCCGAGUAGUGGACACCACGGAAGUGUCGUUGGCCAAGGCCGAGCAUGCGGCCGCUCACGCCAACGAGAGGAUUAAUCUGGCGAAAGAAGCAGCCAGAUCGGCCGACCACGUGCUCGCUUACGUCGCACCGGCCGAUGUGGCCGUGAUCGGUAGAUCUCAAUUGGUGCAACCGAUUGCGGUGGCGACGAAACUGGUUCCCGGUGCGCCGAUCGGGCUCGACGGGCGCGUGGUCGACACUCCGGAAGUGGCCCUCGCCAAGGCGGAACACGCGGCGGCGCAUAUCAACGAGAAACUCGGCCACGAAGUUGCGAGAUCGGCCUCCCAGUCGGUCGUCCUCUUGGAUCACGGCGUGCCGCUCGUUAAUUACUACGUUUAUUAAAUUUAACUCACACAUUAUAUCUGCAUACAAUAAUAUUGCUCAUGUCAAAAUGUAAAUAAAUAAGGAUUAUU
Linepithema humile (Argentine ant) is the source of this 745-nucleotide messenger RNA. RefSeq names its product cuticle protein 18.7. The record is from RefSeq and is a predicted model, not a curated record. Lineage: Eukaryota; Metazoa; Arthropoda; Insecta; Hymenoptera; Formicidae.